This is a messenger RNA of Beauveria bassiana ARSEF 2860, 795 nucleotides long. RefSeq names its product MFS monocarboxylate transporter. The coding region runs from base 1 to 795 and encodes 264 amino acids. The transcript is spliced from 2 exons. The record is from RefSeq and is a predicted model, not a curated record. Lineage: Eukaryota; Fungi; Ascomycota; Sordariomycetes; Hypocreales; Cordycipitaceae.
AUGCAGCCACCGAGGCGUGCCUUGGGCCGGCUUCACGACAAGAAGUGCGAUGUCUGGGCGGCAGGGCAAAAGGCAUUGGUGCCGGCGUGGUCACGCGCCGACGCAGAGGUGGAGGGGCACGAUGCCCACAACGACAGCGAGAUUAGCAGCGAGUAUCAGCAUCGCCAUAACGGCGGCGCGCUUGGUGGUGGUGUAGUUGGCAGAAGUACCAAGCCGGUCAUUUCCGAAUCGAGUAUUGAGCUGGGUCCGCCGCCGGACGGAGUCUGGGUCGCCUGGACGCAGUGUCUUAUCGGCCACCUCGUCAUCUUCACCACAAUAAUCAGUCUCUCUCAACCUGCUGAUUACCCCCAGCGGUGUGGGAAUCGUCGGCCACAUCGUUCCCAACUUUACUGCCGAUUGCAUCGGUGCAGUCAACGUCUUCAUGCCGACCUCCAUCAUCGUCUCUGUGCUCGUGUACUGCUUCAUCGCCAUCUAAAGACCUGUGGCCUCUAUACCUGCGUCAUAUUGGUCGGCGUCGUUGGCGCUGGCAUCCAGAGCCUCUUCCUAGCCGUCCAGUCUUUCCUCACAACUAACCUGCGCAAGCUUGGUGUUAGUAUGGGCAUGGCUUUCGCCAUUGUGGGGUUUGCCAUGCUCACGGGACCGCCUAUUGCAGGUACUAUUCUUGCAAGCCCUGCUCGGUACACUAGCGCAAAGGUAUUUGCUGCCAGUCCCAUUGCUGCUGUAUACGGUUUCUCGAUUGCGGGCAAGGCGGCUAGGAUACCCAGCAAGGGUUUUAACUGGAUUAGUAGAAUAUAA